AUGAGCAGAUUUAACAGAAAAAUUCUUUUUACUGUUAAAAAGAUAUUACAUGUACUAUUAAUUUUGCAAGUGGGUAUUGUGUAUGUAAGAUGCAUUGUAGAAAAAAUUGAUUCAAGGACUCCAAGUGGGGCAAAUGCUUAUAUUUGGUUGAUUAAAUCUCCAAACAUUUUAUCUCAGAGCAUCAAUGAGCCAACAAGGUAUUCAUAUGGAUUAAUGUCUGGUUCAAUAAUAAGUUUAGAUCUAGAAUUUGAUUUUUGGGAGUAUCCUGAUGAGAAAAGUGUAGAAGAUUCCAAAAAUAAUCCUGAGACUGAGUAUAUAAGAUUAAAAAAUGAGACAGGAGAAAAUAUCUUAAAAAAUAGUAAUAAAGAAAUGAUAAAUAAACAAAAUCAAAUAUUUAAGAUGAAUAAAAAACAGUUAUUAGCGACUGGAGUCCCUCUAAUGAGAUUUGAAGAUCUUCCAAUGGUUUGUAUGUUUUCGUUGAAAUUGGAGGAAGUUAAUAGACUUGUUGGAGAUUUGAAUAUUGCAAAUUCAAAUGACAUUUUUAUUGGUAUAAAGUGGAGAAAUGAGAGAGUAAUAAUAGUUCUGAAGAGAUUAAUUAGACAAUUAAUAUUAUAUUGGAGAAGUUUAAUACACUAUAUUAUGCCAAAAAGUGUUUCAAAAUCAAUAGAAAAAAGAUGUUUGGAUUGCUUAUCAGAAAUUUUAAGAAAUGCUUCAUACUCAAGCAAUUUAAUUAAUUCUAAGAUAACUACAUUAGACCCAAAAAAAAAGAAUUUAAAGAAUAAUUUGAGUAAAGAUAUUUCUUAUCAAACAGCUUCUCUUGAUUACUGGAAUACUCAAAAAGUAGUUACUGAUGAUAAUAAUUUAACAAGAAAAGAAUUAAAAAAUGUAUUUCUUUUACUAUUAAACAGUGAACAACUAACAUCAUUAAACCAUUCUCCAAUCCAAGAUCUGGCCCUGCUUUCAUUUUCAUCAAUUUACCCAAGAUUCAAUAUAAGUUCUUAUAUUAGAAGUGUAUUGAGAAUCCCGAUUAAAGAAGGUAAACUAAGACUUGAAUACAGAGUUCCAAAAUUGGAUAGAUAUACAUUAUUAGUAGUAAAUGGAGAUAGAAUUCCGCUUCAUAUUAAAGGAAAAGUAAUCACGAAAAAUCCAUUUCCAUUAAAUCAUCUUUCAUUUGAAAGAAGAAUGGAUCAUUUUGUGGCAGAUUUUAUGUUGACGUUAUAUAUAGCUACAAUUGUGGGUUAUUUAAUAUAUUCAAUAUAUAGUAACCAGUCUCUGGUACAGACUUACGGAAGUGUUAUAUACAUUAGAUUUAAUAGUCUUCAAAUAAUUGGUUUGUUAUUAUUGACAAUUAAACCAAUUUGUCUAUAUUUUGAUAAAUUAAACAUAAUUGAAUUUACACAAUUUGGUAAUGUAAAAUUCUCAUCUUGGUUUAUUCCCAGAAUUUUAACCCGAAGCUAUGAAACUUUGUUUAUAAUGUAUAUGUUAUUAAUAUCACUUGGUUGGAGAGUAUUAAGAGAUAACUUACUUUCUAUGGAGGCAAAGUUAUUAAUAGGCUUCUUUACACUUCUUUUUUACUUGGGAGUUUUUGAAGUAAUUUUAGGUAUUUUUCAAAUUUCAAGGUAUAUAUUUCAAGCAGUAGCGUCAUUGUGUAUAAUUAUAGCAACUAAUAUUAAUACAACUCUUCUUCAAAAUACAAUCUCCGAUCAGUCAAUUUCACCAAGACUUGGGAUUCUUUACAAUAAAUGGGAAGCCUAUUCAAAUUUCAAGUGGGUUUUUGCAAUUUUUAUUCUCAAGCCUUCAAUCUUAUUUUUAUGUAGAGUAUUCACACUCCAGCCAAAUGGGUUCGAUGAUUGGAUUUAUACAAUUUUUGAUUCUAUAAUAGAUUAUAGUAUUUUACUAAUUACAAUGUUUUUGUUUAGGCCAUUUAAAUCUUUAAAACUUUUUAGCCAAGUUUUGGUGAAACAUUACUCUGAAUCCAAUAACGCCAAUAACAAUGAUAAUAACUUUAAUAUUAAUAGCAAUAAUUUCAAUAAUAAUAUGGAUGUAUCUAUCUGGCCAAUUAUAAUGUAG
Cryptosporidium ubiquitum is the source of this 2070-nucleotide messenger RNA. RefSeq lists its product as uncharacterized. Lineage: Eukaryota; Apicomplexa; Conoidasida; Eucoccidiorida; Cryptosporidiidae. The coding region runs from base 1 to 2070 and encodes 689 amino acids. The transcript has a single exon. The record is from RefSeq and is a predicted model, not a curated record.